This is a messenger RNA of Heterocephalus glaber (naked mole-rat), 2023 nucleotides long. The record is from RefSeq and is a predicted model, not a curated record. Lineage: Eukaryota; Metazoa; Chordata; Mammalia; Rodentia; Bathyergidae.
AUGGGACCUCCGCUCCUGUGGGGAUUUAUGCGGCUCCGACAGCAGAAGUCUUCCGGCUGCAGCCCCGCGACCGCGGACACACUCCUGAGUGAGGGCUGCAUUUGCCCUCCCCCAUACCGGUGCUUCGCCCUCCCACGUUAUUGCAUCCCGUCUUCCCCUUUUCCCCUCCCUACACCUGGGAAGCUGAUGCUGAAGCACCUGUCCUCUGACCGCGUGACCAGGGGAGGAGGCUGCAGCUUCCCCGGUGACUGCCACACCUGGCACCGAGACUGCACAUGUCUGCAGAGAGCCUGGUGCCCACACCAAGCUCAGCUGGGGCAGAGAGAAGCAGGCCCCGGGGCAGCAGGUCCCCUUCCUGCGGGGGCGCUGCCGCAACAACCCCAGGACGGGAAGUGGCCGCGCCCUUUGCUUCUCUGUCCUGCGGGACACUGUGGUCCCCUCCACAAAGCCAGGGAGAGUGGGAGAAGAAACCACGGCCCCCAGCCUCUGGGCGCUGCUCUGCCUGGGGCUGAGUCUGGGCCCCAGGCCCCGAGGGCAGGCAGGCUCUGGGCUGAGCCAGGACCUGUGAUACCACAGGAGCCGGUGACCCUCUGGUGUGAGGGGAGCCUGGAGGCCCAGGAGUACCGUCUGGAAAAACAGGGAAGCCCGGAGCCCUGGGACAGACUGAUGUCACCGAAGUCUGGGGACAAGGCCAACUUCUCCGUCCCAUCCAUGACAGAGCACCAUGCAGGGCCAUAUCACUGUCACUAUCACAGCCCUGCUGUCUGGUCAGAGCGCAGUGAGCCCCUGGAGCUGCUGGGGACAGGAGCCCACAGCAAACCCAGCCUCUCAGCCCUGCCCAGCCCUGCGGUGACCUCAGGAGGGACCGUGACCCUCCAGUGUGGCUCACGGCAGAGGUUUAACAGGUUCCUUCUGACUCAGGAAGGAGAAGAUGGGCUCUCCUGGACCCUGGACUCACAGCGAGGCCCCAGAGGGCAGGUCCAGGCCCUGUUCCUUGUGGACCCUGUGACCGCUGGCCACAGGUGGACGUUCAGAUGCUACAGCUACGACAGGAACAAUCCCCAGGUGUGGUCGGAGCCCAGUGACACCCUGGAGCUCCUGGUCUCAGGGCUGUCCAGGAAGCCCUCCCUCCUCACCCAGCCGGGCCCUGUCCUGGCCCCUGGACACAGCCUGACCCUGCAGUGUCGCUCUGACAUCGCCUAUGACAGGUUCGCUCUGUCCAAGGAGGGGGAACCUGACCUCCCCCAGCGCCCUGGCCAGCAGCCCCAGGCUGGGCUCUCUCAGGCCCACCUCCCCCGGGGCCCUGCCAGCAGCUCCCACGGGGGCCGCUACAGAUGCUACGGUGGACACAGCCUCUCCUCCGAGUGGUCGGCCCCCAGUGAGCCCCUGGACAUCCUGGUCACAGGACAGCUGCCUGUCACAGCCUCCCUCUCGGUGCAGCCGGGACCCAUGGUGUCCCCAGGAGAGGAUGUGGCCCUGCUGUGUGAGUCACGGAGCCUGGUGGACACUUUCCCCCUGUCCAGAGGGGCCGCCGAUCCCCCACUGCAUCUGGGAUCAGAGUCCCGAGCUCAGCAGUACCAGGUGGAAUUCUCCAUGAGAGCUGUGACCUCAGCCGGGGGGACCUACGGGUGCUAUGGCUCUCGCAGCUCCGCUCCCCACCUGUCCGCUCAGCCCAGCGACCCCCUGCAGCUCACAGUCUCAGUCUCGGCUUCACUUCCCUCCCCGACUCCGCCACCCUGCCCAGGACUGGGAAGGCCCCUGAAGGUUCUGACCGGGGCCUCGGUGGCCUCCGUCCUGCUGCUGCUGCUGCUCCUCCUCCUCCUCGUCCUCCGACACUGGCGUCAGGGCGAAAGCAGGAAGGCGGCCCAGAGAGAGGCUGACUUCCCACGGCCUGCGGGGGCCACGGGCCCAGUGCCCCAGCACGGAGGCCUGCAGAACAGGUACUUCCUGCCCGGGGACCCGGACGCCCGCCAGCCACCCCCACGGCCCUGACACCCCUUGUCUCCCCAGCUCCGGCCCAGCC